AUGAUAGUCAUAUCCAUCUCUUCUUUUAACUUUGCCGCUUCCUUUGUAUCUUUUACGGUUAAAAGUACUACACUUAGCAAAGAAAGUCUAAAUGAAGAACUGGCCUUGCUCAACUGGAAAGCUAGCCUCCAAAACCAAAGCCAAUCUCGCCUUUCAUCAUGGGCCGGAACCAACCACUGUAGUUGGAUUGGAAUUUCCUGCAAUAAAGCUGGCCACGUGACAGGUAUUAAACUUACGGGCUAUGGUUUGAAAGGCACGCUUUCAAGUCUAAGCUUUUAUUCAUUUCCACAACUUCUUAGCAUUAAUCUCACAAAUAAUUCAAUCUAUGGAGUCAUUCCUACCCAUAUUGGAAUUAGUUCAAGACUCACCUAUCUCAGCCUGCACGAAAAUCUUCUUUCAGGGACAAUUCCACAGGAAAUAGGGAAGUUAAAAUCUCUUAUUGUUCUUGGACUUUCAUUCAACAAUCUCAUAGGUCACAUUCCCACUUCUUUAGGGGAAUUAGGAAAUCUCAAAACUCUUUACCUUCAUGGUAAUCAACUCUCUGGAUAUAUUCCACAAGAAAUUGGAAUACUAAAGUCUCUCAUUGAUCUUGAUCUUUCACUUAACAAUCUCACAGGUCUUAUUCCAACUUCUGUAGGAGAAUUGAGUAACCUCAAAACUCUUUACCUUUGGGGUAAUCAACUCUUUGGACCUAUUCCACAAGAAAUUGGAAGGCUAAGGUCUCUUACUGAUCUUGCUCUUUCAAAUAACAGUCUUAUUGGUCCUAUUCCAACUUCUUUAGCUGAAUUGGACAACCUUGAAACUUUUUACCUUCACAGCAAUCAACUCUCUGGACAAAUUCCACAAGAAAUUGGAAUGUUGAAGUCUCUCAUUACUCUUGUACUUGCAAAUAACAGUCUCAUUGGUCCCAUUCCAACUUCUUUAGCUGAAUUGGGCAACCUUGAAACUCUGUGCCUCAGUGGUAAUGAACUCUCUGGAUCUAUUCCACAAGAAAUUGGAAUGCUAAAAUCUCUCAUUGAUCUUGAACUUUCAAAGAACAAGCUCACAGGUCCCAUUCCAACUUCUUUAGGAGAAUUGAGCAACCUCAAAACUCUUUACCUUUGGAGUAAUCAACUCUUUGGACCUAUUCCACAAGAAAUUGGAAUGCUAAAGUCUCUCACUAAUCUAGCCUUUUCAAAUAAUAGUCUUACUGGUCCUAUUCCAAUUUCCUUAGCUAAAUUGGACAAUCUUGAAACUCUUUACCUUCACAACAAUCAACUCUCUGGACAAAUUCCACAAGAAAUUGGAAUGCUAAAGUCUCUCAUUGUUCUUGCUUUUUCAAAUAACAAUCUUACUGGUCCUAUUCCAACUUCUUUAACUGAAUUGGGCAACCUUGAAACUCUGUACCUUAGUGGUAAUGAACUCUCUGGAUCUAUUCCACAAGAAAUUGGAAUGCUAAAAUCUCUCAUUGAUCUUGAACUUUCAAAGAACAAGCUCACAGGUCCCAUUCCAACUUCUUUAGGAGAAUUGAGCAACCUUAAAACUCUUUACCUUUGGGGUAAUAAACUCUUUGGACCUAUUCCACAAGAAAUUGGAAUGCUAAAGUCUCUCACUAAUCUAGCUUUUUCAAAUAAUAGUCUUACUGGUCCUAUUCCAAUUUCUUUAGCUAAAUUGGACAAUCUUGAAACUCUUUACCUUCACAACAAUCAACUCUCUGGACAAAUUCCACAAGAAAUUGGAAUGUUGAAGUCUCUCAUUACUCUUGUACUUGCAAAUAACAGUCUCAUUGGUCCCAUUCCAACUUCUUUAGCUGAAUUGGGCAACCUUAAAACUCUUUACCUUAGUGGUAAUGAACUCUCUGGAUCUAUUCCACAAGAAAUUGGAAUGCUAAAGUCUCUUAUUGAUCUUGAACUUUCAAAGAACAAACUUACAGGUCCCAUUCCAACUUCUUUAGGAGAAUUGAGCAAACUCAAAAUUGUUUUCCUUUGGGGUAAUCAACUCUUUGGACCUAUUCCACAAGAAAUUGGAAUGUUAAGGUCUCUCACUGAUCUUGGUCUUUCAGAAAACAGUCUCACAGGGCCCAUUCCAAGUUCUUUAGCUAAAUUGGGCAAUCUUAAAACCCUUUACCUUUCUGACAAUCAACUUUCUGGACCUAUUCCAUAUGAAAUUGGAAUGCUAAAGUCUCUCAUUGUUCUUAAACUUUCAAAUAACUGUCUCAUAGGUCCCAUUCCAACUUCUUUGUUCGAAUUAGGCAACCUCAAAACUCUUUAUCUUGGUUCUAAUUUACUCUCAGGAUCUAUUCCUUAA
Molecule: messenger RNA, 2286 nt
Organism: Thlaspi arvense
Lineage: Eukaryota; Viridiplantae; Streptophyta; Magnoliopsida; Brassicales; Brassicaceae
Source: the annotation of a GenBank genome assembly